CUUAUAGAAUUCAACAAGUACAGACUUGCAACAUUUCCGGUUCGACAUGGAUUUGUUGGCAAAUUAUGAUGAUGAUAAUACGCAAGAGAACUCUGUAUCUAGAAGUCCAUCUCCGUCAAAGAAAGUAGAGUCUUCUGAACAAAACAACAUGUUGGAGAAUGAAUGGCUGUCUUUUGAACAGAUGAUUUCCCAGACUGCAGAAUGCUCAAAACCAGUAGUCCAAAAUGACUUUUUAGUUGGGGGCGUCGUGGCAUAUCCAGGGAUGAGCUCAUCACAAACCAAACCAGCAAGCCCCAAACUGGAGAAACGGCUUUCAAACAGCAGUGUGAAAGAUGACAAUCCUGAAGAUAUUUCUUGUGAUCCAACUGAUGAUGCUGAAAUGCCAGCAUUGGAAGAAGAUGAUGAUGCGUUCUUCAAGUUACGCAAGCAAGUGAAGGAGCUGGACAGGUCAAGUUCCUCGUCAUCAGGGUCAAGUUCAGCCUCGAGCUCACGUUCAGGCUCCCCUGAAAAGGAAGGGUCCCCGUCUCCACCCCACCUGUCCCCACAGAUUAGCCUUCCAACAACCACAGCAAGCGCCCCACCAGAUAUUACAGAAACAGCAACUACUUCUGCAGCAACUGAAAAGACAGAAGAGAAGGCUUCAGAGAAGCAGAAGGACCACAAGACACAUCAGCAAUCCAAGUCCCGGGAGCGCAGGGACAGAAAGAGGUCACAUCGCUCAAAGCAUCACCGGUCAUCAAAAUCUAGGCGCCACAGAAGUGGUUCGAGAUCUCGGGAUAGAAGAAAGAGACAUGAUAGACACAGGCGACAUAGAUCUAAAGACCGGCGGUCAAGCAAGGAUGAGACAAAGGAAAAUAAAGAUAGGAGAGACAGUGCAAAAACAGAAGAAAGCAAUAGGAAAAACAGUACUAGUGAAAGAAAACACAGUGAAAGUAAGACUGUUGAUUCUCAAAGUGAUAAGAGACAUAGCCGAAGUAAGAGCAGAGAUCGUGAUCGAAGGAAAGAUAAGAAGGAAGGCAGGUCGAGACAUCGUAGUGGAGAGAAGAAAAGGAGAAGCCACAGUAGAGAUAGGAAGAGAAGCCAGAGUAGAGAUAGGAAGAGAAAACACCGGUCCCACAGUCGGCACAGGUCACGUAGUCCUCAUCGCAACAAGGGAAGACACUCAAGGAGCCGUAGCAGAGAGAGGUUAAGAAGCAGAAGCCCUAUUGGAGUACGCAAACUGACGUUCAAGGAACAGAUGAGGAAGCAAUUUAUAGACGCUAGCAAAGAGAUGGCAAAAGAAAAAGUUGACGAUUCAUCUACUGGGCCAGUACGACGUCCGGGGCAGUGUCUGAAACCAUCAGACUUGCUAAGGGGAGUCAAACUGAAUAGUGGGGAGUCUGUCACACCCCAGAUGGCCCUAAUGCAGACCAUGGCGGCCAUGCACAAACAGGCUCAGGAGCUGACAGGGGUUGAGGUCCCAAAGUAUUACAACCCAGCUGCAGUCAACCCCCUCAAGUAUGCAGAGCAGAUCAAGAAGAGGAAGCUUCUCUGGGCCAAGAAAGAUGAAGUAAAGGAGAAAAACGACCAGAUAGAAACACAGUGGAAGUCAGCGUUUAUUGAAGAAGAUGAUGGAAAGACGGCUUCAAAGUUCCGUAAGCUGAUGGGUAUAAAGGGUCAAGCAGCGGAGGGUGGGGAGGAGCUCACCGAGGACAUACAAAAACUGUCUGAGGAACAGAGACGUAAACACCAGGAACUGUUUGACCGUCUUGACCAGGAGUAUUCCUUUGCUCGGAUGACUACUCACACACAGCGGGGUGUGGGGCUUGGUUUCUCGUCAGCUAUUAUAGAUCCAAAUCAUCCAAGUGUGAAACCUCCAUGAACUCUGAUCUCGAUGUUGAAUGAUACUUUAUAUGCAUGUCAUUUUGUUGAAGAAUGUUAUAUUACCCAGGAUAUUGAAUAAUGUCACGUGACUGUUUGUUCUCAGCAUGUACAAAGUUGUCAAUAAUCAUUCAUAAAACUAGGUUUUUAGCCAGGUUUUAAGAAGAGGGUUCAGCAAAAGUGGGACAGGGUGCUUAGAGAGGAAAAAACAUGUUUCGGACUGUGAGGAUUUUGAACAUUAUGAAUUUGACUGAAAAUGGAAGGGAUUGUUUUUUUAAUAACUGGACUUUGAAGUACUACCCUACUACCAGUAUGGAGUAUGUUAAGUUUGAAUUUAAUUAUAAUCAUAAGUUUUAAUCAAAUAAAAAAAAAAUAUGUGACAAGAACAUGCUUGUCUACAUGAGAACAGAAGGGUGCUUUCGAAAACAGGACAUGGUGCAGCACCCUUCCAUAAUUCUAUAACUAAUAGUCUAAUAUCCUAAUUAAAUAUUGGCUGUUCUAACGAGCUAUGUGAUAAAUAUAUUUUUCAUCAUCUCACUGCAUCUGUUCAUAAUGUAUAUUCGUCCCAUGCUUCUGUGUGAUUGUAUGAUGUGGGAACUGUAAACGUUGAAUAAAUUAUGAUAAAGG
Molecule: messenger RNA, 2487 nt
Organism: Mya arenaria
Lineage: Eukaryota; Metazoa; Mollusca; Bivalvia; Myida; Myidae
Product: arginine/serine-rich coiled-coil protein 2-like
Exons: 10
Coding region: 47-1861 (604 amino acids)
Source: RefSeq, a predicted model, not a curated record